AUGACAGCUGAAAAGACUAUUCCUAUAAUUAACGGCAAGCCAGAAGAUGUUUUGGAUCCAGAAGCUUCAAGUACCAACCUCGUCCACAGCAAUGAUAAGAAAGUUCAUGAAAGAGGUCACUGGAACAAUAAGGUUGAAUUUGUGCUUUCUGUGGCAGGGGAGAUUAUUGGGUUGGGAAAUGUAUGGAGAUUCCCAUAUCUUUGCUACAAGAAUGGAGGAGGUGCUUUCCUCAUCCCAUAUGUGGUUUUCUUUAUUUGCUGUGGGAUACCAGUUUUUUUCCUGGAGACAGCCUUGGGACAGUUUACUAGUGAAGGAGGCAUUACGUGCUGGAGGAAAGUUUGCCCUUUGUUUGAAGGCAUUGGAUAUGCUACCCAAGUUAUAGAGGCACAUCUAAAUGUAUAUUACAUCAUUAUUUUAGCAUGGGCUAUCUUCUAUCUGUUUAACUGCUUUACUACAGAACUUCCCUGGGCUACGUGUGGGCAUGAAUGGAAUACAGAAAACUGUGUGGAAUUUCAGAAACUUAAUAUGAGCAACUGCAGUCAAAUCUCUUUGCAAAAUGCUACGUCUCCGGUGAUGGAAUUCUGGGAACGCAGGGUGCUGGCCAUAUCUGAUGGCAUUGAACAUAUUGGGAAUCUUCGCUGGGAACUUGCACUGUGCCUCCUCGCUGCUUGGACUAUCUGCUAUUUUUGCAUCUGGAAAGGAACAAAGUCGACUGGGAAGGUUGUAUACGUAACAGCCACAUUCCCCUAUAUCAUGCUGAUGAUUCUUCUGAUUCGAGGGGUAACGUUGCCAGGUGCUUCCGAAGGGAUAAAAUUCUAUUUGUAUCCUGACAUUUCCCGACUGUCUGACCCACAGGUUUGGGUGGAUGCUGGUACACAGAUAUUUUUCUCUUAUGCGAUAUGCCUUGGGUGCCUGACAGCCCUGGGAAGUUACAACAACUAUAAUAAUAACUGCUACAGAGACUGCAUCAUGCUCUGCUGCUUGAACAGUGGCACAAGCUUUGUUGCUGGUUUUGCUAUCUUUUCAGUGCUUGGAUUUAUGGCUUAUGAACAAGGUGUUCCCAUUGCAGAAGUUGCAGAAUCAGGACCAGGACUAGCAUUCAUUGCUUACCCUAAAGCUGUUACCAUGAUGCCUCUUUCUCCUCUGUGGGCAACUCUGUUCUUCAUGAUGCUCAUCUUCCUUGGACUAGAUAGUCAGUUCGUGUGUGUUGAAAGCCUUGUGACAGCUGUUGUAGAUAUGUAUCCAAAGAUUUUCCGAAGGGGCUACAGAAGAGAACUGUUGAUUCUUGGCCUUUCCAUUGUGUCAUAUUUCAUUGGUCUAAUAAUGUUAACUGAGGGUGGAAUGUACGUCUUUCAGUUAUUCGACUCCUAUGCAGCUAGUGGCAUGUGCCUUCUUUUUGUUGCCAUAUUUGAAUGUGUCUGCAUAGGCUGGGUUUAUGGCAGCAAUCGCUUUUAUGAUAACAUUGAGGAUAUGAUUGGGUAUAAACCAUUGUCAUUGAUUAAGUGGUGCUGGAUGGUCUUAACUCCAGGUAUUUGUGCAGGAAUCUUCAUUUUUUUCCUGGUGAAAUACAAGCCUUUGAAGUAUAACAAUGUAUAUACAUAUCCUGACUGGGGCUAUGGCAUAGGGUGGCUGAUGGCGCUCUCUUCCAUGAUUUGUAUCCCUUUGUGGAUCUGCAUUAAGUUCUGGAAGGCAGAAGGCACUUUCAUAGAGAAAUUCAGGAAGUUGAUUACACCUAGCUCGGAUCUGAAGAUGAGAGGGAAACUUGGAGGAAGAUGCUACAUUGCAGCAAUAAAUGACUGCGAUGCCAAACUGAAAGGAGAUGGCACCAUUUCAGCCAUUACGGAAAAGGAGACACAUUUCUGA
Centrocercus urophasianus (Greater sage-grouse) is the source of this 1863-nucleotide messenger RNA. RefSeq names its product solute carrier family 6 member 11 (gene SLC6A11). Gene Ontology annotation, biological process: sodium ion transmembrane transport. Bases 1 to 1863 code for a protein of 620 amino acids. Gene Ontology annotation, cellular component: membrane. The transcript is spliced from 14 exons. The record is from RefSeq and is a predicted model, not a curated record. Lineage: Eukaryota; Metazoa; Chordata; Aves; Galliformes; Phasianidae.